AUGCGCUUGGCAGGACGGAUUGUGUGUUUGACGGGAUUGGUGGUUGCGACGGUGGCGCGUGGGGUAGACGCGACGACGUUUGCGAAGAAUUGUACGGUCAGCCCACUUGGGGAGGGGAUCGACGAUACGCCUCAGGUAUUGGCUGCAAUCGAGGAAUGUGGGCAUGAUGGGUUGACGACUUUUACACCGGGAGCGUAUAAUAUCACGAACAAAAUGACCUGGGACCUUCAGAAUAGCAGAGUCGAUCUGCAUGGCUUCUUGACGUUCCCUCCAGACAUCGACUUUUGGCUUAACGCGAACAAUACCUACCGCGUCAUAUUCAUCCAGAGUCAAGCAUCCUGGUUCGUUAUUACGGGAGAGAACUUCACCGUCGACGCGCAUAACACGGGAGGUAUAAACGGUAAUGGUCAACCUUGGUGGUCCUUCUUCGCCAAUCGAACCCGUGACGACGGAGACGGACGCCCCGUAGCCCUCACGCUCUCAAAUGUCACCCACGGCCGCAUCUCGAAUUUCCAGAUACAGGCGCAACCGUUCUGGUGUAAUGCUGUCGCAGACUCAGUGGAUGUGGUGUACGAUGGGAUGCUGUGCAAUGCUACAAAUAGCGAUCCUGCUGGGUUUGGAACGAAUAUCGUUCCUAACACGGAUGGCAUUGAUACAUACCGCUCCGACCGUGUUACGAUGGUCAACUGGGAUAUUACCUGCGGCGACGACUGUCUCGCAAUCAAAGGGAACUCGACAAAUCUCAUAGCACAAAACAUUACUUGCCACGGUGGAAACGGCAUAGCCUUCGGAAGUCUCGGUCAAUACGUCGGCCUUAAUGACCUGGUCAUCAACGUUACGAUGAACGACGUCAAGACUCUGCGCAUAAACUCCACGAUUCAACCGAACAUGCAGAGUGGUGCUUACUUCAAAUCUUGGACCGGCACCGUUAACGGUGUCCCUCCGGUUAAUGGCGGUGGUGGUGGAGGGUUAGUCCAGAACGUUACUCUGAGUAACUUCUUCCUGGACCAAGUGGACGUCCCUACCCUCAUCAGUCAAAAUAACUCCGGACAUGCUGGUGAUGCGCCGUCAACCUUGGAGUUCUCCAACAUCACUUGGUCGAAUUGGACGGGUACAUCGACAGGCGCAACCUUGGUUGAGCUGACAUGCAGCUCCGCCGCGCCAUGUCCCAACAUGUUCUUCGAGAAUUUCAACGUGACCGUUCCGAGCGACGCUACUCCCGCAUUCACCUGUAGCAACGUUAUUAACGAAGAAGGGCUACCUAGCGCAGCAUGCGGCAAUUCGAGCAGCUCUUGA
Molecule: messenger RNA, 1296 nt
Organism: Stereum hirsutum FP-91666 SS1
Lineage: Eukaryota; Fungi; Basidiomycota; Agaricomycetes; Russulales; Stereaceae
Product: pectin lyase-like protein
Exons: 18
Coding region: 1-1296 (431 amino acids)
Biological process (GO): carbohydrate metabolic process
Molecular function (GO): polygalacturonase activity
Source: RefSeq, a predicted model, not a curated record